AUGACAAGCACUGAGUUUGAAACAGUUAAAAAGAUAGACAAUGAGACCAAAAUAGUUAGAAUAGGUGAUUUAAACGUAAGAUACUCAAAGAAAUACAACAAAUAUUCUUUGUCAGACAUUAUAUCUCCAUCUGGAAAGAAAACAAAGGACUGGGUUAGAAUUGCUUCUACUCAGAAAAUUUUGACAAGAAAUCCUGAGCUUAUGAUAUCGGUAAGAUUCUAUGGAACUACAGCAUAUCUUAUAGACAAAAGUCUUAUACCAGUAGUUUUGUUCUGGAUUGACCCAGUUGUUGGAUAUAAUUUCAUAACAUAUGGUUCAUUCGAUACGGAACGUUGCAGUGAGGGCUUACUUUACAUCGUUCA
Molecule: messenger RNA, 362 nt
Organism: Trichomonas vaginalis G3
Lineage: Eukaryota; Parabasalia; Trichomonadida; Trichomonadidae
Product: organellar and viral DNA polymerase type B
Exons: 1
Source: RefSeq, a predicted model, not a curated record